AUGCCCUUUGGAUUGUGUAACGCUCCGGCGACUUUCCAAAGGUGCAUGACGUCUAUCUUUCCGGAUUUGAUUGAGGACACGGUUGAGCGCUGCGAGGAGACAAACCUAGUGCUUAAUUGGGAGAAAUGUCACUUUAUGGUCAGGGAAGGAAUCGUCUUGGGACACAAGAUAUCUGAAAAGGGGAUCGAGGUUGAUCAAGCAAAGAUUGAGGUGAUGAGUCAGCUUGCUCCACCAAAGACAGUCAAGGACGUAAGGAGUUUCCUUGGUCAUGCCGGUUUCUAUAGGAGGUUCAUCAAGGACUUCUCAAAAAUAGCUCGUCCUUUGACACGUAUCUUGUGCAAGGAGACUGAGUUCUUGUUUGACGAGUAG
Messenger RNA from Microthlaspi erraticum, 369 nucleotides. NCBI's taxonomy places the organism in Eukaryota, Viridiplantae, Streptophyta, Magnoliopsida, Brassicales, Brassicaceae. The record is from the annotation of a GenBank genome assembly.